Molecule: messenger RNA, 3843 nt
Organism: Pseudoliparis swirei
Lineage: Eukaryota; Metazoa; Chordata; Actinopteri; Perciformes; Liparidae
Gene: usp3
Product: ubiquitin specific peptidase 3
Exons: 15
Coding region: 1259-3079 (606 amino acids)
Biological process (GO): protein deubiquitination
Cellular component (GO): cytoplasm
Molecular function (GO): zinc ion binding; cysteine-type deubiquitinase activity
Source: RefSeq, a predicted model, not a curated record
UAUAUAGAUAGAUAGAUACUUUAUUAAUCCCCAAGGGGAAAUUUGUCGUGACAGUAGCAGCAACACACAAGAAUAAAAAACAAAACGCAAAAUAUAAGAAACAGGGAUGAAAGAUAUAGAAGUAUACAAGUAAGAUAAAAGUAAAAUACAAAACAAAAUAUAUAUGUAAAUAUACAACACACAUGCAUACACAACACACAACAACACUGACAAAUCAAAUACAAAAAUAUUAAAUAUAGACAGAGUGCAAAAAGCAAAGUGUGUGUAUGAGUGCAGAGCAAAUGAAAUGAAAUGUGUGUUAUUAUUGAUUUGAAAAUAAAAUAGUUUCCCAGUCACUCUAUAAAGUUAUUUUAUUAAAUAAAUAAAACACUGACUUUCUUAACCUUGAGGUUGUUCCGUUAAAUGUGUUAACAAACUUGUUUUAACGUACACAUUUUCAGAAGCAUUCAUGUUGUUUGUAAAUAUAAUAUAGUAUUACUUUGUCAUUAGAAGGGCAUUACAUUUGGAAAAACAAUAAAUAAGUAAACAAAUGUGGGACUUACUGGUGACUUUUAAAACAAUGAUUUCUACAUUCUGGGAUGAGUUGCCUCAAUAUGUGAUGUAGCCAAUAACCUGAAUAUUAAAUAAAUAUGUAACGAUUGGAAGUGAGGACACUGCGCAUGCGUGACUUUUCGAAAAACAUUCAAAGUCUCACAACAUGGUUUUAAUUUGGUUAAAUAUCAGAACUUCUAAAUGUCGGGAGGUAUACAUCCAAUUGAAAAGACUGCCUGCCCAAAUGAGAGGCGCACACGGUGGUAUCUGUAAGCGACCGGCAGGAAUGUAACCGAAGAAGGAAGUACUUAAACGUAACUAACUCCCAGAAGCUUUUUCAUCUCUGUUUUUAUAACGUGAGCUGCCAAAAGGCCGGGCAGGCAGAAACUACGUCACUUCCUCACGGUAUUUCCAUUUGUUUGUGGCAAACGCCAUCAGUUACCAAGUACCUUUUACACCAAAGCUAACGUUACUACUUUAACCAACAAUAUGCCGGGGGUGGAAACGGCAUUGCCGUUCAUAUCUGUAAACGGCUUAUCCUGAAACGACACUUAUCCAACCGUUGAGCGUCAGCAAAGACGAGAAAAAACGUGCGCUCGCGAGCAGAAGUAGUUGGCCGGCUAACGUUAGCUAGCUAGUGUCGGUUAAUUGGCUAACUAUUGUUCGCUGCCUGGUUCUUGCUCCCGUUGGUGUUGGCGGACAUUAGCUGACUGACGACGGUGAGCCGAUGGAGUGCCCUCAUCUGAACUCCAGCGUGAGCUCUCCUAUCGAGACCUCCAGGCUUCCCAACGGCACUCCGUUCUCCUGGUGCUGCAACGCUUGUAGGUCUAAUAAGAGUCCAUGGAUUUGUCUUACCUGUCUGAUGGUCCAUUGUGGAAGAUAUGUCAAUGGGCAUGCAAAGAAACACUUUGAAGAUAAUCAAGUCAUCGGCAUUAGUCAAAAGAAGGGCGAGAAACCGGAGAAAGAGAAGUCCCAUCAUUCUGUCUGCAUGGACUGCAGCAACUACAGCGUAUUUUGUUACAGAUGUGAUGACUUUGUUGUUAAUGACGCCAAGCUUGGGCAGGUGCAGAAGCUCAGGGAACAUCUGCAGAGUUUAGAAAACUCGGGACUGAUGGGCGACCGACAGAGGAAAAGAAAACUUCAGGAGAACCCAGCUCUAGAUGGCAAGUUGUUGAAAGACAAUGAUGGGGCAGCUUUAGGUGCUACUGGCCUGCGCAACUUAGGAAACACAUGCUUCAUGAAUGCCAUUCUGCAGUCCCUCAGCAACAUCAAGCAGUUCAGCUGUUAUUUCAAGGAGUUGCCUGCAGUGGCUCUACGCAGUGGUAAGACGGCAGGAAGAAGGAUGUACCACACCCGAAGCCAAGGAGACACCAGUGUGUCUUUGGUGGAGGAGUUCAGGAAAACCCUCUGUUCCCUGUGGCAAGGAAGCCAGACGGCCUUCAGUCCAGACUCCUUAUUUUAUGCUAUAUGGAAAAUCAUGCCAAGUUUCAGAGGCUAUCAGCAGCAGGAUGCACACGAGUUCAUGCGCUACCUGCUGGACCACCUCCACAGGGAGCUGCAGUACAGUCGCAACGGGGCGUCUCACCCAGUCUCCCCUCCAGAUGCGGUCAGAUUAUCCACUUCAGAGGGCAAAUGCUGCAUAAAUGGGAGUGCCAGUGUUGUCACAUCCAAUUUUGGUGGCAUACUUCAGAAUGAAGUCAACUGCCUGAUAUGUGGAACAGAAUCUCGGAAGUUUGAUCCAUUUCUUGAUCUGUCUUUGGACAUUCCCAGCCAGUUCAGACAAAAGAGAAGCAAGGACCAGGAGCCAGGGCCGACCUGCACUCUGCGUGGUGAGUUUCCCACUGUCGGAGACUGCUUACGUAGCUUCACUGACCUGGAAGAACUUGAUGAAACGGAGCUGUACUAUUGCCACAAGUGUAAAAAGCGACAGAAAUCCACGAAGAAGUUCUGGAUCCAGAAGCUGCCAAAAGUUUUGUGUCUGCAUCUAAAAAGGUUCCACUGGACGGCCUUUCUAAGAAACAAGGUGGACACCUAUGUGGAGUUUCCACAGAAAGGCCUGGACAUGAGGCACUACUUACUUGAGCCAGAGAAUUCUUUACCAGACAGCUGCCUGUACGACCUUGUUGCUGUCGUAGUGCAUCACGGAUCCGGGGUUGGAUCUGGGCAUUACACGGCAUACGGCAGCCACGAGAGCCAAUGGUACCACUUCAACGACAGCACAGUGAGUCUGACCAAUGAGGACAUAGUGAGGAAGGCCAAGGCCUACAUCCUCUUCUACGUGGAGCGGACUGGACGGGCGGCCUCAGACAAGCCUGCCCCAAACAAGCCUGCUGUGGACAGUGGUCCUUCAGACGUGGUGAUGAUCGAUGUGCCGGCCUCACACAUGAAUACCCAGGAUGUGGAAGCCCCGGAUGAGGCGGCCGCAUUGGACAGUGUGGGCGAAGACGUGGCUGAACUGCAUAAAGCCAACGUGGCGUCAAUGGACGCUGCAACAGAGAGCGACACCUCAGAGGAGGCGGGCCAAGCUGUCGGAGCCGCCGCACAGUGAUUGUGUCGGACUGCCUCAGACAGCGACUCACUCCGUUUCGGCUUCACCUUCAUCACAUCUCUUAUCGGGCUUGAGUUUAAAUAGUAAUUUUCACGUUUAAUGUACGUGUAACUAUUCCGUUUUAUUUUUUUUCUGACCCGCAUGGCAACAUCCUGUAUAAUUUGCUGCUUGAAACUUGUUUAGAAUGAUGAUUUACAUUUAUUUCCUCGAUGUUGUAUUCCUCAGUUGAGGUCUACUUCUUUGUAAUAGAUUCCAAUUGUGAUUGUUUAAAAUAUUGAAGUAAAGAUGUAGCCUGGGAAAACCUGUUGGUCCAAUAUUUAGUCAAGACUAAACAAAUUGAUUGAUUGUAACUAUAUUUAAAGUUCCUGUUGUUUCUAAUUUUGUAAUAACUACUUCUUAAGAACCUUGUUGCUCUGUUAGUUGACAACUAUACAUUUGGGCUUCCAAUGUAAAGGAAAUGAUCAUUCUCAAAUGUUUUGGUUUGUCCCGUUAUGUUUAUCCGAAAACGUAUUAGAAACAGGCCCUGAUGAAAUCCUCUUAUAAAACAUGUAUCGGACAAAGUCUUCAUGGCAAAAAAUACAAUGGAGAAUCUUUUUUUAAGUAUUUGUGUUUUCUUUGGUGGAAAAACACAUUUUGAAGUUCACCCUUUUCUGGACUGUUUUUUCAUCCAUUACUCCUUUGAGGAGUUAAAGUAUUAAUGUUAAAUGUGGCAGAAUCUCUUUAUUCACUUUAGUCAUAAUUAUAAUAAAGGCCUAGAAUCAUGC